This is a messenger RNA of Pectinophora gossypiella (pink bollworm), 847 nucleotides long. RefSeq lists its product as uncharacterized. The record is from RefSeq and is a predicted model, not a curated record. The coding region runs from base 1 to 708 and encodes 235 amino acids. The transcript is spliced from 6 exons. NCBI's taxonomy places the organism in Eukaryota, Metazoa, Arthropoda, Insecta, Lepidoptera, Gelechiidae.
AUGAGAUUCGAACCUGCGACCUUUCAACACUUAGCGAGGAGAACCGAUGGCCGCUGGGGCGGAAAGGUUCUAGAAUGGCGACCACGUGUCGGACGACGCUCAGUGGCUGGGCCCGCUACAAGGAGUUCAGAGCACCACGACACGUGGAGGCGCGCGUGCGGCUGCGUGCGCACGAGUGAGAAGUUGAAGCAGAUGCUGAAGGUGUUUCCCGAUCCACCACCGCCGACGCCGAUACCCGUGCUCACCGCCUGCGCACCUAUUCCGCAACGAGGGUCCAUACCACACACUGAGGAACAAUUGUCUCAUAAAACCGACCGGGAACUGGUGCCGUGCUUCAGCCAGGUGCCAACAGUGAUCGUCAGCGAUCUCUCGCAGUACAAGGCAAACAAUAUUCUAACCCAACAACUUAGCGCCGUCGGCGCUAAGGAAGUUAAGGAGGAACAAUUUAGAAAACAAUACAGCAAGACGUGGGAGCUGGCGACGGAGCUGAUCUCUUUACUACAGCUAUCUGUGACAGCGACGGCACUUGCGGUCUACUACCUCAUCUACUGCUACAUGCAACUCAUCUACUACGCGCUAAGGUCCGCCGUCUACUUCCACCACGCUGACGGCCCCAUGAAACUGACAAUCGCCAUAGUGACCGUAACAUCGCUUAUAAUCGGGUUCCAUAUUUUGCUACGGAUGGAGAAAAUCCUCGGCCUGAGCUAGACCCGCGGGACACACUUGCAAAAACUUGCGUGCGAAAGGAAUAAAACCUCUUUGGAAAUUCAUGAACAAUCGUGGCUGAAAUCAAAAAAGCCAUUCUAGAAUUUCUGAACCCCGAAAUUGAAGACAUUCAAAUCCAGAA